UUGUGUAUGCAGGCUCGACCAAGCAAAUACCAGUAAGUGAGACUUUGCCGGUAUUUUGCAAUGCCGAGUGUGCCUUACAAGUGACAUGUGAGAAACUUUGGCAGUGGGAGUAUGUUCAAGACAGAGACAGCUUUCAGUGUUAAUGCACCUUGUUUUCACCCUCACUCUUAUUUCAUUUACUGUAAAUGCUUGGAUGCAUGGUUGAUUAUGUCAUUGGGCUUGAUGCUUGAUGCUGCACAGUACAAAACUAGUUUGAAAAGCAAGGAUAAGAGGAGGCAGACACCUGCAGCAGCAUCCUCCUCCCACUACUGCUGCGACAUCUGGCAGACGAGGCAGAGAGGCAGAGGAGACACACAGAGAAGCAGCACUGCUGUUGUACACAUCAACUAGAAGAGAAGGAUCAGCACACUGGCUGCACCACUUUGGCACCGGACAGGAAUUCAGUGUAGCUGCAGGUGUGACCACAAAUGGAGCAUGGGAAUAUGACAGACAUCGUAGAGAGCAACUCUACUGAAUGCCAGAUGUCGUCCAUUGAUGACUUCCGUAACCAGGUUUACUCCACAUCUUACUCCCUCAUCACUGUGUUAGGCCUGGUUGGGAAUGGCUUCGCCCUGGCAGUGUUGAUCAGAACCUACCGCCAAAGCUCGCCCUUUCAUGUCUAUAUGGUGAACUUGGCGGUGUCUGAUAUACUGUGUGUCAUGACGCUGCCACUCCGAGUUCUCUACUAUGUCAACAAGGGCCAGUGGUACCAAGGGGAUUUCCUCUGUCGCAUCAGCUCCUACGCCCUGUAUGUAAAUCUCUAUUGUAGUAUUUACUUCAUGGCUGCCAUGUCCAUCACACGUUUCUUAGCCAUUGUCUUCCCAGUGCAGAACAUGCGCUUGGUGACGGAGAACCGUGCUCGUCUGGUGUGUGUGGGUAUCUGGGUGUUUAUCUGUCUUUCAUCCUCACCCUUCCUGAUGUCUGGCCAGCAUAUUGACGAAAAGACAAAUAAAACCAAGUGCUUUGAGCCUCCACAAAAUGGUAAAAGUGUGAAGAAACUAGUCGUGCUGAACUAUUUGUCUCUGGUGCUGGGCUUUGUCCUGCCCUUCCUGGUCAUCCUGCUCUGCUAUGCUGGCAUAGUCCGCGCCCUUCUGUCCCGCACCAGCGCUGCCCGACGCCAGCGGGACACGGGCACCAAAGCCAUCCGAAUGAUUGUCAUCGUCCUGCUGACCUUCCUAAUCAGCUUCAUGCCAUACCAUAUACAGCGCACCAUCCACCUGAGCUUCCUGUCCCGAAAUGACACUACCUGCUCAGAGCGCAUUGCCAUGCAGAAGUCUGUUGUGGUGACACUGUGUCUGGCUGCUGCCAAUUCAUGCUUUGAUCCACUGCUUUAUUUUUUCUCUGGAGAGGGUUUCCGCAAUCGCUUGUCCUCCCUGCGCCGGUCAGUGACUGGCAGCACCCUGCAUCGUACAGCCAGGCUAAAGCCCAUCGAAGGCUCAAAGCCUGGGGAAAACCAGCAGCUGAAGGCCAGUUAAUUUACACUAGCAGGAGGGUCAUCAAACAAGCAAAGCUCUGGAUUGCUUGUGCCCUCAUUAACAAACAGAGAAAGAGUUGAGAGAAACAUAAAGAAGAAGAUGAAAGGCGGAAUAAAUGAGGGCUGGUUUACUCAUGAAGAGAGUAUUUAAAUCAGGGGUCUCAAAUUCAAAAACUCAUUGCUCUGGGCCACUGUUGGUAUUGUUGUGUCAUAGGAGGGAAACAUUUGAACGCUCAAGUACAGGGAGGGAAAAAAAUGCAAACAGCCUAUUCUAUACAUUUUAUAUUGUUUUAUAUCAUCUAUGUUGUUAACAGAUGAAGGAUCAAAAUCUGCUCUCUUCUUUCUUCUUCUUCGUUAAACUAUAAUUGUAUUUUUAUUUUAUAUGAAUUGAUAGUUUAAAUUGCUAUGAAACAACUAGAAAAUAUAGUAAUAAAAAAUAAUCUUGUGGGCCUUUUGACAUCAUGUUGCAGGCCAGAGGGAGGGGGAUGGCUGGCAGUUUGAGACCCCUGAUUUGAACAUUUAAGCUGCAAGUCUCAGGAGUAGGUUUUCAAUUAAAAUUAUAUUUAUUAUUCUGAUAUGUGCAUAUUGUUCAAUAUUUAAGUAAUGUUGUUCUGCAUUGUUAUUAAGACUGUAAUUUGUAACCUAUUAUGUCCCAAAAGUUACUCAAACUGUUGACUUACAAAUAUAAAUACACAGUGUACCAAUAUAUGAAUGCAUUGUAGAUAAUGUUGUAAAAUGUUUUUUUAUCUAGAUUUUCUUCAAGAACCUUGACUCUUGUAUCGCACAACCUACAUAUGUUUAUCAAGAAGGGCUGAACUCUGCUAAAUACUGUAGACCAAGUUGCCCACACGUUUUCCCUUGAAGGCCCAAAACUGAAACUUAAAAAUUGGCUCCGGGCCAAAAGAAACAGCUAUCAUUUGCAGUUUGUUGUUUACUGACUCCCUGUGCAAAGUGUCAGUCUGCUGGCCGAUCAGAUCAUAAAAACAAAUUAUGGAUCAUACAUAUUUUAAAAGCAUUUUUACCUCAUCGCAAAAUCAUCUGUUUUUAUUAAUAUUUUAAAUUAAUAUUUAGUUACCUUUAACUAGAAGGAUUUGUCAAGCCAAACUGAACCUUAUGGUGGGAAACAUUUUGCCCAAGGCUCCACUUUGGGCAGCUCUGCUGUAGACCUUUACUUUUCUUGACUAUUAUUCUUCUCCUUAUUUUUCUAUCACUCUUAUAUUUAGCAUUGUUGUGGCAAGGUUAAUGUUGUAACGGCCAUAAUCUUUUUUAUUAUUUGUAACUAUUUUUUUAUUGUUUUUAUUAUUUUCUAUCCUUAAUGAAAUAACCUCUACUCCAUUUGGAUUCAUAUUUGUUUUUUGUGCUAUUGAAUGUUAUUAUUACUGUUUAAAAAAAAAAAAAUUAAAUAAAUAAUAAUGAUUGUUUACUUUUUUUUACUUUUACCAUCUUUAAGAUAGACUUCCCAUUUUUUCUGCGUUGUAGUCUGUUUUGAGUUUCAAAACAAGCACAAUGAGCUGGAAUAACAUUUUGAGAUUUUAUAACUUUAAAGUUUGACAUUUUUCAAAAUAUGCUUAUUUCCUUUUUGCUAAGAUUUUUAUGAGAAGAUUAAUACCACUCUGAUAUUUGUACGUGUAAAUAUGAAUGUAUAGCGGGCCAAUAGUUAGCUUAGCUUAGCACAAAGACUGUAAACAAAGGUAAACAACUAGCCUGGCUUUGUCUAAACUUUACAAAAUGCGAGGACUUCUUCAGCUCACUAAUAAACACAAAUCAUAUAUUUUUAAUACAAUUUGUUUCUAGUCCUUAUGUUAAGCUAAGAUAAUCGGCUGCUUGCUGUUGAUUCAUAUUUUUGGUCUACUACUACUCAUCCAUCUCUUCUUAUCUACAACAAGAAAAAAUAUUUAGCAAAACGUGAAACUAUUCCUUUAAACACGUGCAAAAUAUGAUGAUGUAUUCCUGUUGUAUGCAAACUAUAUUUCAUGUCAUCUAUGAUAACUGCAUUAAUAAAUCAUCCAAUACGUCA
Messenger RNA from Dicentrarchus labrax (European seabass), 3530 nucleotides. RefSeq names its product cysteinyl leukotriene receptor 1 (gene cysltr1). The transcript is spliced from 2 exons. The record is from RefSeq and is a predicted model, not a curated record. Gene Ontology annotation, cellular component: plasma membrane. The coding region runs from base 468 to 1514 and encodes 348 amino acids. Lineage: Eukaryota; Metazoa; Chordata; Actinopteri; Moronidae. Gene Ontology annotation, biological process: G protein-coupled receptor signaling pathway. Gene Ontology annotation, molecular function: leukotriene receptor activity.